UCGGAACCUAAACCAACUCAAGAACGAUCAAAUAUUGUUGCAGAAUUGAUGACGAUGCAACCAUACACACCACCUCUCGAUAACGGAAGUUCAAUAACUAGCAUCCAUAAUAGUGGUAAUACCACUAGCAAUAACAAUAAUGAUAACUUGAUUGACUUGUCAGAUUCUGAAAACACACAACAAGAAGGCCAACCACAACCACUGCCACAAGCUGUUCCACAAGUACCUACACAAGCUCCACACCCUGAAGCCACUAGACACGCAUCAAUACACGUAGAUGUUAAUCCCCUGGAACAAUACCAACAAUCCCACCGACCAUUUGACUUUCACGUCUUUUUAUCACAUCUCCGCAAGAAAUCAGCCGACCCACUCGUUCGUUACAUCCGGUCAUUUCUCUCCUCCUAUAUACGUCAAGGAUACACCUUUUCAGCCGAGCAACGUAUCAAGAUCAUCAUUGACUUUAAGCAGUUUAUGAACGACAAGUUUGCCAUGUAUGAGCCGUUUGCUAGCAUGGACGAUAUCGACUUGGAGAACUCGCGUGAAGGAUUGGAGAAGUUGGUUAUGAAUCGGUUGUAUGACCAGUGCUUCCCUCCGGAAGUAGUCAAGACUAAUCCUCAAUUCAUGCCUGAUUCGUACACUCGAGAUUUGAUUUUGGAUAAAGAGUUUGAAACGACAUUGGAAAAGUUUAGCUGGAUCAAUGGGACGCAUUUAGAUAUUGAUCUUGACGAAUUGGGUACUGACUCGACCAACUUUCUCGACCAUGCCAUUAAUGAAUUGAAUAAGAUUAAUCAGUAUCGUGCUCCUCGAGACAAGAUUAUUUGUAUAUUGAAUGCGUGCAAGAUCAUAUUUAGUUUUUUGAAACUGACUAAUAAGGAAACCAAUGCGGAUGCGUUUGUACCGUUGUUGAUUCUUGUGAUAUUCAAGGCCAAGACGAGUAACUUGAUUAGUAAUAUUCAUUAUAUUGAGAACUUUAGGGGUGAAGAGUGGGUUAAUAGGGGAGAGACCAGUUAUUACUUGUCUAGUAUUCAAGGUGCCAUUGGGUUUAUUAAGAAUUUAGGAGUUGAUGAGUUGACCAUCACCAAUGAGGAGUAUGAUGCCCAUAUGGAAGCAUGGGAAGCUGAACGGAAACAGCGAGAGGUGGAGAUUAAAAUUAACCAGACCGACAAAACAGAUAGUGGUGGUGAUGGUCUUCUCGUUCAGCCACAACCACAACAUAUCCCCAGCACACCCAUGCGCCUGGCUGAUUAUUCCCAACAGGGUCUUUCGCCAUCUAGUGUGCUUUUCUCCAGUGCUGAGAUGCUUGGCAAGUCCAUCUCGAAUUUCCUUUCGCCACUGGCUACCCCACCGCUGCAAGACCAACAACAGUCGCAAGCGGUAGUACCGGCGGUGUCGCAGAACAUGAUUGAUGAGUUUCAGAAUCUCCCUGAUAAUCAAGAGUAUCAACCGCCACCACCGCCAGAAAAUGAAAUUAAUCAUCAACAGUUAUCGGAGGCAUACGAUACUCUUCGGGAGGUGUUUCCUAAUUUGGAUAAAAAUAUUCUUAAAGAUAUCAUAUAUUUAAACCGGGGCGAUGUUGACGUAUGCAUUGAUGCAUGUUUACAAUUAGUUGCUGACGAAUAGAUAAAUAAUUGAAUAGAUAAAUAAUUGUAUAGAUAAUGAAAUAGUUAAAAGA
Spathaspora passalidarum NRRL Y-27907 is the source of this 1672-nucleotide messenger RNA. RefSeq names its product guanine nucleotide exchange factor. The transcript has a single exon. Gene Ontology annotation, cellular component: endocytic vesicle; cytosol. NCBI's taxonomy places the organism in Eukaryota, Fungi, Ascomycota, Pichiomycetes, Serinales, Debaryomycetaceae. Gene Ontology annotation, molecular function: small GTPase binding; ubiquitin binding; guanyl-nucleotide exchange factor activity. The record is from RefSeq and is a predicted model, not a curated record. Gene Ontology annotation, biological process: vesicle-mediated transport. The coding region runs from base 49 to 1620 and encodes 523 amino acids.